This is a messenger RNA of Clonostachys byssicola, 915 nucleotides long. The record is from the annotation of a GenBank genome assembly. Lineage: Eukaryota; Fungi; Ascomycota; Sordariomycetes; Hypocreales; Bionectriaceae.
AUGACUGAUACGACCUUCACUGGCUACAGCGAGCAGCAGGGCAAGGUCUAUGCCCAAUCUCGCCCAGACUACCACCAGAGUCUCUACGAUGCUGUUAUGAAUCAGCACACUUCUACUGGUGGUCAGUUAGAUACCCUUGUCGACCUGGGCUGCGGGCCUGGUCAAGCUGUUCGUGCUCUUGCUCCUCGGUUCAAGACUGCCAUUGGGCUAGAUCCUUCGGUGUCAAUGAUCAGCGUCGCCCGAAGUUUGGGUGGAGAUACCUCCACUUCAAAGCCCAUUCGCUUCGAGGUUUCAACUGCCGAGGAUCUGGGAGCAAAUUUAGAUCCAGCGAUUGCCGAUGAGAGUGUGGACCUCAUUACUGUUGCCACUGCUGCCCAUUGGUUCGACAUGGACAUAUUCUGGCCCAAGGCUUCGCGAAUCCUCAAGCCCGGUGGCAGCGUCGCCAUCUGGGUCAAUGGAGAAACUCGCAUCCAUCCUUCCGUCCCCAAUGCGGCUGCUAUACAGGCUGUCGUGACCCGAUAUCGUGCUGAGCACCUCGCUGGAUUCAUGCAAGCAGGUAAUACCAUGAGCCAGGACUGCUAUGCCACUCUCCCACUCCCCUGGACGAUCUCAAACCCCGUCCCUGAGUUCGAAGAAUCUUCCUUCUUCCGUCGAUAUUGGAAGAGCGGGGAUGAGUUCUUGAAGGCCCGAGUUAACCUCAACCUGGAUGGCUUCGAAAAAAUGCUCAGCACAUUCAGCCCCAUCACCAGGUGGCGAGAGGCUCACCCCAAUGAUGUGGGAACUGAGAACGACGUGGUCAGGAGGUUCCUCGGCGAGAUCAAGCAGCUGCAGCAUGAGGCUGGCGUGGAGCCCGGUGAGGAGUUGAUUUCUCUCGAUAGCACUGGCGUCCUCCUUGUUAUCAAGAAGAAGUGGUAA